AUGGCUUCAAACAACACUCAACUUCAAUUUCAAGACUCAUUACCUUUGAUGGCAAACAAGCUUGGUGGAGAUGGACUAAUAGACGAGCUUUGCAACGGGUUCAAUCUCUUGAUGGACUCUAGUAAAGGGGUUAUCACCUUUGAAAGCCUCAAGAGGAAUUCAUCUUUGUUUGGAUUACAGGAUUUAAGCGAUGAGGAACUGAGAAACAUGAUUGUGGAAGGUGAUUUUGAUGGCGAUGGCGCUCUUAGUCAGUUGGAGUUUUGUGUUUUGAUGUUUAGACUUAGUCCUGAACUCAUGGAUGGGUCUAAGUUGUGGUUGGAACAAAUGCUUCAACAAGAGAUGAAAGAUUUUUUCUAAUUUUUUUCUUCUGGUUUAGGGGAAUUUUAACAUUUGUAUAAAAACAAGGAAAAUGAGAAAUGUUAAUUGAUAUGAAAUGAAACAAGUGGAGACUCAUCUGAUUUUUAUUA
Molecule: messenger RNA, 467 nt
Organism: Lathyrus oleraceus (garden pea)
Lineage: Eukaryota; Viridiplantae; Streptophyta; Magnoliopsida; Fabales; Fabaceae
Product: calcium-binding protein PBP1
Exons: 1
Coding region: 1-357 (118 amino acids)
Molecular function (GO): calcium ion binding
Source: RefSeq, a predicted model, not a curated record